Messenger RNA from Sphaeroforma arctica JP610, 159 nucleotides. RefSeq lists its product as hypothetical. Bases 1 to 159 code for a protein of 52 amino acids. The record is from RefSeq and is a predicted model, not a curated record. The transcript has a single exon. NCBI's taxonomy places the organism in Eukaryota, Ichthyosporea, Ichthyophonida.
AUGAAAAAGAAGGAGGGAUGGAAGAAGAAGCUAGCACAUGAAGAACAUCUGGUGAAAAAGAAGGAGGAAUGGACGAAGAAACUAACGCAUGAAGAAGACCUGGCAAAAGAGAAGGCCGAGAAGGCAAAGGAUAAACAGAAGCAGUUAGUAGCACAUUAA